Molecule: messenger RNA, 2388 nt
Organism: Penicilliopsis zonata CBS 506.65
Lineage: Eukaryota; Fungi; Ascomycota; Eurotiomycetes; Eurotiales; Aspergillaceae
Exons: 2
Coding region: 1-2388 (795 amino acids)
Biological process (GO): carbohydrate metabolic process
Source: RefSeq, a predicted model, not a curated record
AUGGAGAAGCCCUGGGAAUCGCGCGCCAGAUGGAUCUGGCUGCCUGGGUUCGACGACACACGAAACCCCGGCGCUGUGGUUCUCUUCCGCAAGACCUUCUGCUUGACGACGGUGCCCUCUCGCUUCGUCAUCCGAGUGACGGCCGAUUCGCGAUAUAAACUGCGUCUCAAUAAUCAGCUCAUCAGUCUCGGGCCAUGCAAAGGGACAGUCGACCACUGGUACUUUGAGAGGGUGGAUGUCGCGGAUGUGUUACAAGCUGGCGUCAAUGUUCUCGCUGCAGAGGUGCUGCGGUAUUCCCCGCAACACAGGGGUAAUAUCUCCAUGUCGCGAAGCUAUACGCCUGGCUUCUUACUGUUGGGAGAGGAAGAGCCGAUAGAGGGAGAAGAAACCAACAGGAUCGUGGUUGCCUCAGAUCUGACCUGGCGCUGUGUGGAAGACAAGUCUAUCCAGUUCAUCAACUCCCCCCUUGACCAUUUCCUGUCCAUCAACGAGACUGUAGAUGGGACAAAGAGACAUUUUGGAUGGGAGGACGUCUCCUUUGAUGAUUCGGCUUGGUCCAUGCCUGUUGAGCUGGUGAACGCUGCGCCUACCGAUGAACUGACGACCUUGCCGUGGAAUCUGAACCCCCGGGAGAUCCCCCUGUUAACCUCUAUUCCGGGAUAUUUCAAGUCUUUAGUAGUCAAGAAUGGGGAAAGUCGUCUACAGCCCGAUAUCCGGUUGAGUGAUACAGAACUUGCCCCCUGGAAUGACCUUCUCCAAGACUCCAAGCCUCUGACAAUCCCUUCCGGGUCUCACAUUGUGGUUGACCUGGCCGCACCAGAGUAUAGCACCGGCUACAUCCAGCUCCAAGUCUCUGGCGGUGCGGGCGCUACGAUCCGUCUUUUAUGCGCCGAGUCGUAUGAACGCGCUGCCAGACCAUCACCAGACGUCUAUCUGAAAGGCGACCGCACUGAUUUCAUGAAUGGAGUCCUGAACGGUAUCUGGGACUGUUAUCUUGUUGCCGGAAAGACUGAGACUGAGACGUAUCAGACAUGGUGGCGGCGGUCGUUCCGCUUCGUUCGAUUGGAGAUAAUCACCACCAGCAAUGAUGUCUUGCAUCUGCACCAAGUGAGCUACACCGAAUCAACAUAUCCGCUGGAGGUACGGUCAACGUUUGAAUCUAGUGUCCCCCGUUAUGAAAACUUCUGGACGACGAGUCUUCGCACAUUGAAGAAUUGUAUGCAUGAAACCUACGAAGACUGUCCAUUCUACGAACAGACACAGUUCCCAUUUGACACCCGCAGCCAGAUCCUGUUCACAUAUCUUGUUUCUGGCGACGACCGGCUCGCUCGCAAGGCUAUCCACGAUCUACAUUGCAGCCUCCGUCCGGAUGGGCUGAUUGCAAUGAGGUCCCCUGCCCACAUGAACCAUUCUCUUCCUGUGUUUUCGUUGUCCUUUAUCCACAUGAUAUCUGAUCAUGUCUUGUUCUUCGGUGAUCAAGAACUCGCCCGUCGCUAUCUGCCCACUUGUCUUGCUAUUCUGGGCUACUACGACCGUCUUGUUCGCUGGGAGAGUGACGGCCUGGUUGGGCCCUUUGAUGCCCGUGCAUGGAGCUAUGUUGACUGGGUCAAGGAGUGGACAUUUGGAACACCUCCUGCCGCAAGAACCGGGCCAGCCACAUAUUUCAGUCUGGUGUAUGCCCUGGCAUUGGGACAAAUGGCGGAGAUUGCUGACUUUCUCAAUCAGAAGGAGCUGGCAAGAGACUGCAUUGAAAGAAGAGAAGCACUUCUCUCCAGUGUCAAUACCCACUGCCUCAAUGAAACAAGAACAUUCUACCUUGAUGGGCCAGGCUCGCGGGAGAUCAGCCAGCAUUGCCAGGUCUACGCCGUCCUUGCAGGUGCUAUCAAGGGACCAGCCGCUCAGAGCCUGCUCCGCAGAACAUUGAGCACUGCCAUGCCUCAAAUGUCCUACGCCCAAGCCUUAUACCUCUUCCGAGCCCUCCAUAAAGUAGAUCUUUAUUCUCAUACCAUUAGCCUAUGGUCUGCAUGGGACGAAAUGCUCAGUCAAGGAUUGGAUACAUGGGCGGAAAUGCCUUUCGAUCCACGGAGUGACUGUCAUGCAUGGAGUGCAGUGCCGCUGUCAGAGCUACCCUGCGGUAUACUGGGAAUCCAGCCCACCGCACCAGCUUGUGCAAGUAUUGAGAUCCGUCCAAUGUUGAGCAUGGUGGCAUCAGCCAAGGGAGGGAUAGUCACGCCACGAGGGGUCCUGAUGGUGCAGUGGUCGCGGGGUAACAAUAGCUUCAAGCUACGUGUUGAUGUUCCGUCUGAGACAAAAGUCGACAUCUUCCUGCCUUCGGGUCAGAAGACGUAUCAGGAUGAAAGUGUUAUAGAGGUUGAUGUUGAUCUAUAA